Adineta ricciae is the source of this 903-nucleotide messenger RNA. NCBI's taxonomy places the organism in Eukaryota, Metazoa, Rotifera, Eurotatoria, Adinetida, Adinetidae. The record is from the annotation of a GenBank genome assembly.
AUGAGAGUACUACGGUGCACUAUUCAUCUUUGUUUGUUUGCAUUAUUCUUCUGCUUUGCAAUUGAUGACACCGUCGGAGAGAGACAAAAAACUUAUUCACUUAAUGAUUACUCUCGCAAAGAAAAGCCUAACAAAAGCGAACUUUACAGUUUGAUGACACAUACAAUUUCAUCAACAAGUGGCUCAACUAAUCGGCCACGUCUCUGUCGAUCAGAACAUCAACCAAACAUGCUCGAGUACAUCGAUACCACAUUGAACGACGCAUUUUCGUCACGCUUGAAGUUACAAAUGAAUGCAACAACAAACAACACGAACACAAUCAUGCCGAAUGCAUCUGAUCAGUUUGGUAACACCAUUGUCGAUCAAUAUCUACUUUACAUACUCUGUCAAAAGCUAAAUCCCAAUUAUAUGGAUGGUCGUACCGAACAACUCUACCAUUCCUUACAUCAAUUCUUCAUAUCCAAUGGUAAAAUCUCAAAAUCAUUCUUUGAAUAUUCACCACCAACCAUCGCUCGUUCCACUUAUUCAUCUCUGUUUAACAAUUAUACUAGUUUCAUCUGGAAUGAAUUCGACGUGGACAUUCUGCUUGAACUCGCAUGCUUCGUAUUGAAGUACCGUUUACGUGAUAUAUUUAUAAUCAUCACAAAUAAUAAAUGCAGUUCAAAUAGUAUUCGACAGAAGAUACUCGGUUAUUUCGUGGAGAUUAUUGCCAUUUAUUACCUUUCAACACAUCAUCGUGAAUUUUUUAUCAGUUCACGUUCAACGGACAUGCUCUUUCCAUAUCCAUCAGCAGCUUUAAGCUCUGAAAACCCUCACACGGGUCAAGAUACAUCUAUAUUUAGUAAAUUUCUCCGUAAACUAUUUGAUAAUGAAGUUGGAGAACAAAAAAAUUGGCUUCAUUAA